AUGAGCGACGGCGACGACGAGCCCAGCGUACGAAGGGCGAUUCGCGCCGCGCUGGAAGCGAACGUGCAGAAAACGAAAUGUCCAGCGGUGUUGCGCCUGGUGUUUCACGACGCGGGGACGUACUUGGCGAGCGCGAAGGAUGGAGGGAUGAACGCGAGCGUGCGGUACGAGCUCAACCGACCGGAAUCGUUUGGUUUGAAGCGAGGAUUGAACGUGGUGAAGAGCGCGUAUGACGCCUUGGAUGACACCGCGGCCGCCGGCAAAGUAUCGUUCGCGGACAUGAUCGCGUGCGCGGGGGCGUACGCGGUGGAGUUCACGGGUGGACCGGCUUUCCUGGAGCGCGUUCCGCUCGGUAGAAUCGACGUCGAGACGGCGGAUCCGGAAAAUAGAAUGCCGGAACAAACUUUGGGCGGGAAAGAGAUGCGCGAACAUUUCGCACGAAGUGGGAUCACGACCAGAGAUAUGGUUGCCCUCGCGGGGGCGCACACGAUCGGAGGAAAAGGUUUCGGCGACGCGUACACAUUCGACAACGCGUACUACGCCACCCUCGCCGCCGACCCUUGGCACAAGGCGAACAUGACCAAGGACGAGGCCGAGAUGGCUGAACACAUCGGUUUACCGAGCGAUAAGUACAUGCGAGAAGACGCCGAAAGUAUGGAGUGGAUUCGGAAAUAUGCCAACGAUCAGGACGCUUUCUUCGUCGAUUUCGUUGACGCGUACAUUCGACUCGCCGCACUCGGUGCCGAGUUCGCGUAG
Molecule: messenger RNA, 756 nt
Organism: Ostreococcus lucimarinus CCE9901
Lineage: Eukaryota; Viridiplantae; Chlorophyta; Mamiellophyceae; Mamiellales; Bathycoccaceae
Exons: 2
Coding region: 1-756 (251 amino acids)
Biological process (GO): cellular response to oxidative stress; response to reactive oxygen species; hydrogen peroxide catabolic process
Molecular function (GO): peroxidase activity; heme binding
Source: RefSeq, a predicted model, not a curated record